Molecule: messenger RNA, 2334 nt
Organism: Dryobates pubescens (Downy woodpecker)
Lineage: Eukaryota; Metazoa; Chordata; Aves; Piciformes; Picidae
Product: excitatory amino acid transporter 5
Exons: 11
Coding region: 90-1892 (600 amino acids)
Biological process (GO): L-glutamate transmembrane transport
Cellular component (GO): plasma membrane
Molecular function (GO): L-glutamate transmembrane transporter activity; glutamate:sodium symporter activity; neutral L-amino acid transmembrane transporter activity
Source: RefSeq, a predicted model, not a curated record
UGGGGGUGGAGAGUUAACCUGGGAGGGGUUGGCAGCAGCUGGUGAGAUGCCAAGCCCAGAUUAGCCACUUUCAGACGUCACUUUCCAUUAUGGGAAAGACUCCUGAACAGCCCUGCAGCUUCUGCUCCCUGGGAUUAGCUGCCAGGGCUGCUCAGCUCCAGCCGAGGGCAGGGGUCCAACGGCUUGGCAGUGCCCAGGACGAUGAGCAGGGCCGGGAGCUGCUCCAGGGGGCAUCGCCUUGGCAGCUGAGGACAGCCAUGUGGGAGCGAGUCAGGAGAGCUGUGCUGAGCUCUCUGUCCACCACCUCCCUGCGCCUCUGGAAGUGGCUGAGAGCCUUCUGGUUCAAGAAUGGCCUCCUGACGCUCUCCAUGCUGUCGGUGGCCACCGGCUGUAUCCUGGGGUUCCUGCUGCGGGCGCUGGAGCUGACGGAGCUGGAGAAGCAGUACUUUUCCUUUCCUGGAGAGCUCCUCAUGAGGAUGUUGAAGAUGCUGAUCCUGCCCUUGAUCACCUCCAGCCUCAUGUCUGGGCUGGCCACCAUGGACUCCAAGGCCUGUGGGAAGAUGGGGGUGAUCACCAUCACCUACUACCUGUGGACAACCUUCAUGGCAGUGACCAUUGGCAUCAUCCUGGUGGUCAGCAUCCACCCCGGCGCAGCUGCCCAGAAGGAUGACUACUCUGUGGGGAAAGUGGUGCUGAGCUCUGCUGAUGCACUACUGGAUUUAAUCAGGAACAUGUUCCCUUCUAACCUGAUUGAGGCCUCAUUCCAGCAGUACCGAACGGUGCUGGUCCCAGUGGUGAAGGCUCCUGGCUUCCCCAAGAGCCCAGGGAAGUCUCUCAGCUUUGUUUACUUCGCCCCUGACGAUGAACACCCUGAGAUCCAGCGCCCUGUGUUCCUCGAGCUGACGCCGGCCCCGCAGAUGACCUACAGGACCCUGCCGGGGACCAGCAACGAGAUGAACGUCCUGGGCAUCGUCAUCUUCUCAGCAACCAUAGGACUGCUGCUGGGGAAAAUGGGCGAGCGAGGAACCCCUCUGGUCAAUGUCUGCCAGUGCCUGAACGAGGCAGUCAUGAAAAUUGUCUCCAUGGCAGUUUGGUACUUCCCAUUUGGCAUUGUGUUUCUCAUUGCUGGCAAGAUCCUGGAGAUGGAAGACCCGUCAGUGAUCGGGCAGAAGCUGGGCCUCUACGCCAUCACAGUGGUGUCAGGGCUGGCCAUCCAUGGGCUCUUUAUCUUGCCUCUCCUGUUUCUGCUCAUCACCAAGAAAAAUCCCUUUGCUUUCAUUCAGGGGAUACUGCAAGCCCUGCUGAUCGCCUUAGCCACAUCUUCCAGCUCAGCAACCCUGCCCAUCACUCUGAAGUGUCUCCUGGAAAACAACGGCAUCGACAGACGGGUGGCACGCUUUGUGCUGCCUGUCGGUGCCACCAUCAACAUGGAUGGCACUGCGCUGUACGAGGCAGUGGCUGCCAUCUUCAUUGCCCAGGUCAAUGAAUAUGACUUGGAUUUGGGACAAAUCAUAACCAUAAGCAUAACAGCAACGGCAGCAAGCAUCGGGGCGGCUGGGAUCCCCCAGUCCGGGCUGGUCACCAUGGUCAUCGUCCUGACCUCUGUGGGGCUGCCGACCGACGACAUCACCCUCAUCAUUGCCGUCGACUGGGCCCUGGAUCGAUUCCGGACUAUGACCAAUGUCCUUGGCGAUGCUCUGGCUGCUGGCAUCGUAGCCCACAUCUGCGAGAAGGACUUUGCCCCAAAGCCCCCCAAGCAAGAUCCAGUAAGCCACAGAGACAACUGUCCUGCAGAGAGCUCCCAACUGCACCCCAGAGACAAUGUGAUCGAGAUGAUCGAGGAGACUCUGCUUGAGCGGACUGGGGUUCAUUACAACAUCUGCCAGGUGUAGAUCAGCCCCUUCCUGCCACAGGAGAGGGAUCUUGGUGCUAACCACUGACAGACUGAAUGUCAGCUAUGGAUGCUCUGCAAGAUGAAGGCCUUACCUGGCACAGAAGGUGGGAAAAUCCUCUGUGUCCUUCGAGGACCGAAGGACCUUCAAACAAGCACCCAAACAGCACAGCUCUGCUGCCAAGAAGCAGCUCCUCCUUGCAGCUGGCUGCAGCUGGGAGCUUGCUGCCCCAAUGCUCUGAGGCAGCAGGGACUGGAAGGUUUUAUGCCUCACCUGUUUUCAAAGCCCCACUGUUUUUGAAGGUUAGGUGGUGAGCAGGUACGAGUCAGACAGAACUGGACUGGGAGAGAAGGCAGCAGACGGGACCAAAAUCUGACACUGUAGCCCUGCAGCCCUUACCUGCUGGCCACUACCCUCUAGGAAGGUUUCAUUUAACACAGAG